Echinostoma caproni is the source of this 1689-nucleotide messenger RNA. The record is from the annotation of a GenBank genome assembly. Lineage: Eukaryota; Metazoa; Platyhelminthes; Trematoda; Plagiorchiida; Echinostomatidae.
AUGGCGGCCUCCAAGACGUCGACUCUGCAAAGGGGUCCUGACCCCAGUUGGGAUUAUUGCGGAGUCAAAUUGACUAUACACAACAUUAUCAUACCUCUCGAGCGUCUUUCUCCCACGCCUUCGCAAUUAGAUAACAUGAGCCCCGACAUGGAAAUAGACUUGCGCAUCGUUGGGUGCGAACUCAUUCAGGACUCUGGAGUGCUUCUGAAGUUGCCGCAGGUGGCAAUGGCUACUGCUCAGGUGCUCUAUCAGCGAUUCUUUUACUCGAAAUCAUUUGUGCGCCAUUUCUAUGAACUAGUCAUAUGUUACCUUCAAGCACUUGGCCAAGAAUCCAAUCCAACGUUCGUGCAGACCGCCUGGAACUAUAUGAACGACAGCUUGCGAACGGAUCUAUUUGUUCGUUACCUGCCGGAGGCGAUCGCUUGUGCUUGCAUAUAUCUGGCCUCUUGCAAGUUAGGGAUUCCGUUACCCAGACAUCCCGCUUGGUGGGAAAUGUUCACUGUGGACGAGGAAUCUGUACGAGAAAUCGCUCUAUGUCUUGUUCGACUGUAUGCUCGCCCAAAAGCAAACAUAGCUGAGUUAGAGGCUGAGUUGGCUAAGCUACGUAAAAGUCAGGUGGAGGCUAAGGAGCGUGAAAUAGAACUUAAAAAAGUACAGAGUUCAGUUACGCCUGACAACGCCUCCGAUCACAGUUCUAUCACAUUGUCGCCGAACGCACUCAUUGUGUCAAAAAAAAACCUCGUUACAACUAAAGGUAGCAGCUCGAGCAUUGUGGGUGAUUCAAACACUUCUGUACCGGAUAUGACUCAAUCCCUACCUCCAAAUUCCAUCUUAGCCAGUGCUUUGGCUACCGCAAAGGCGGUUGCGGCUUCUAUCACUGCAUCCAAGGCGGGCAAUGCUUCGGGCCCGAAGGUGGAUUCCGAGGGGGACGCUAAUUCUGGACCUUCCCACCCAGAUGAAGCGAUGAAGCCGGAUAUCAACGCUCGAGAUCGCGCUGGAGGCCGGCCGAAGCGAGCAAUUGGCAGCAAAUGCCAGCAAAUUACCGUCGGUGGACUAGAGCCCAACACCGUCGCUACGUCUACCCAUGAUCUGUCUCGGGUCACAAAAGCUAAGUCGGGCGGUAUGCACAUAGAAAAGUUCCAAAUGCGAAACCGCUAUGAAGCGGUUGUAGACGCUGAUUGCUCAGCAAUCACUAUAUCACGUGGUUGGGCCAGGUUGGGGGCAAACGGCCCACGUUGUCCUCGUCGUCAGGCAGACCAGCUGCAUAUCCACAUGUAUCACCUGAUCAACUGGAUGAGCGCGACGCCCAUCGGGAAAGAAAGCGAAGAACCAAACACAGAUCCUCCCGUCGGCGCUCUUCGAGGUCUGUCAGCUCGAGUUCCUCUUCCAGUGGUGGUCGAGCGAGCGUGUACACGUCGAGUAACCGUCAUUACCGAAACCUCCGCCAUAAAGUUCCCCAUACGCAUGAUCAAAGCACAUCAGGUUCCGGCACUCCGUCCAGCUCUCCCAGCCCUCCCAAGCGCCAACGGGCUGGUCUUACAGUCCCACCAAACAUACGUCGACAGUCGCCGUCAUCUGUCGAUUCUCACAGUUCUGUAUCUUCAACUGAAAGCCCGCUUGCUCGAGCAAACACCGAAAGAAAGUUCAGCAACCACACCCGGAAGUCUCCCCCGGCCGCUUAUCGGCUAG